GGGGGUUUGGCCAGAUCUGUAAAACAUAUGCGCCAGUCUCUCAGUCACCGGAUAGGAAAGCCUGAUGUUUUGCAGGUCUGGAGGAGCUCCGUCAGCGUGUGUGUCACUUCCAGCCGCGCACAGCUCCAGCCUCCAGCCCUGACCAGCGUGAUGACCGGCUGUCUCUGACGGGAAGCGCCGAGCAGCUUUCACUAUGGAGAUAUGAUGAAAACACACCUGUUUCGGCACAACCACUCACUCUGCCAAAACUCAGGAAGCCUUCAGCGUCAUUUACCUACAAUGAAUGAAAGCACAGCUGUUUCUCAACGAUUCACUUUGCUAAAACAAGGGUAGCCAGGAUGGGGGAACGGACUGUCGAUGCCCCCGUGGCGAGGAUCUCUCCAAUGCAGCAGAUGCUGGCCUCUGGCACUGGAGCUCUCCUCACUUCUCUCUUUGUCACCCCACUGGACGUUGUGAAGAUAAGACUGCAGGCGCAGCAGACACCAUUCUCCAAAGCUUUAGCCAGCGAAUCUGCUCCCUGGAGCGGCGUCAUCCGCCCCUCCAAGUGGAAGUGUUUCUUGUAUUGUAAUGGACUGAUGGAUCACAUCUAUGUGUGUCAAAAUGGAACCAGCUGCACCAGCUGGUACAAAAAACCGACACACUUCAGUGGCACUCUGGAUGCUUUUGUGAAGAUUACUCGACAUGAAGGACUCAGGUCUUUGUGGAGCGGGCUGCCACCAACACUGGUGAUGGCCGUACCUGCCACAGUCAUCUACUUCACCUGUAACGACCAGCUCCGGGAUUUCCUAACGUACAAGCUGGGUUUCCACGGCAGCCACGUUCCCCUUCUUGCUGGAGCCCUCGCUAGAUUGGGGGCGGUGACAGUGAUCAGCCCCCUGGAGCUCAUCAGGACUAAGAUGCAGUCCCGCCCGCUGUCCUACAGCGAGCUGCAGGCGUGUAUCCGCUCUGCCGUGGCCCAGGACGGCCUGCUGUCCCUGUGGAGGGGCUGGGGACCCACCGUCCUGCGGGACGUCCCGUUCUCUGCGGUGUACUGGUUCAACUACGAGCUCUUGAAGACGCGGCUGUGCGAACACUCCCACGCGUCUCACACCACCCUCUCCAUCAGCUUCACGGCAGGAGCCAUCUCUGGAACGAUCGCUGCAACCCUGACGCUGCCGUUUGAUGUGGUGAAGACACGGAGGCAGAUCCAGCUGGGAGAGAUGGAGACACUGGGAGUUUCCAUAAAGAAGACAGCGUCCACAUGGCAGAUAAUGAAGGAGAUCUGUGCCGAGUUGGGCUACAGGGGCCUUUUUGCAGGUUUCCUGCCCAGGGUGAUCAAAGUGGCCCCAGCCUGCGCCGUGAUGAUCAGCACCUAUGAGUUUGGAAAGACUUUCUUCCAGAAGAUGAAUCUUGAUUCAGAGCGGCGGGCGUCCUGAGGGCAGCCCGCUGUCCUGUUGGCUGCUUCUCAAUGGGAAGAGACUAUUCAGAGCACACACACACACACACACACACACACACACACACACACACACACACACACACACACACACACACACACACACACACACACACUAUGCAGGUGUCUCAUCAGACAAGGUGUGAGGUGACCGGACACACCAUCAGAUCUUUGAACUAAAUGUGAACUGAGUGUUAACGGGACACUCAGACUGAAGACACCAGGAGGCUGAGAGACACUUUGGCACCACAAACUUCCUGUGUGUUCAAGAAAAGCACUUGCAGUUAUCAGAGUAAAAUGGCGUGAGAAAAUGUUCUUUUGAUGCCUUUUGAAGGGAGUGAUACCAAAUCCUGCUGACACAAAUGAGACCUCUAUGGUAACAAAUUUUCAGAUGAUGAUGAUGAUGACUCCAUGGGCAGCAGAGGGACCUUCCUCUUGUCAGAGCAUGUAUGAACAUAAAAUUAUACGUCUUGAUCUGUAAAGGACAAUGGUAGAAAGUGUAAAUGCCUCAUGGGAAACUCAGAAACCUUGUAAACAGUUGCAUCUGCAUGAAAACAGGAGCGCAUGAGUAGCACGAGUGGAAGAUUCUCCCAUUUUCCAGCCUUUGCAAGGCCUCAUAAACUGCAUGGUGUGUGCAGUCCUGUGUAAUCCAGAUUGGUGCAAGUUAAUAGACUGGAUUACUGUGUUAUACUCAGCAGUAAAGCAUGGACACCCGGAGAUAAAGCAUCUGCACUGGCCCUGACGCACAACGGAAAGAACCGAGCAGUGACCAGAUUUCAUCCAAUCAACAGUUUGUCAGUUUGAUAAACUGUUCCAAUAAAUUUCAUAGAUCACUUGUACAGCACAGUCAUGUCAGAACUAUUUACAACACUGGAUCAUAAAAUUAAGUAUUGUUGCCUUCAAAAAGUAGAAUGUUAUUUUGUUUUUGUUUUUACUUAAAUGUAUGGGUUAAGUAUUAAAUGACUACUUAUUUUAUGCA
Myripristis murdjan (pinecone soldierfish) is the source of this 2414-nucleotide messenger RNA. RefSeq names its product solute carrier family 25 member 39 (gene slc25a39). The transcript is spliced from 13 exons. Lineage: Eukaryota; Metazoa; Chordata; Actinopteri; Holocentriformes; Holocentridae. The record is from RefSeq and is a predicted model, not a curated record. Gene Ontology annotation, cellular component: mitochondrion. The coding region runs from base 339 to 1415 and encodes 358 amino acids. Gene Ontology annotation, biological process: mitochondrial transmembrane transport.